GUGCAUAGCCCGCCGCUGAAGCAGGACAGCUGGCCCGGCUCCCUCCCAGCAUGAACCCCUCAAACCUUCACCUCACACAGGAAAAAGGGCUUCUGGGUCCUUUCAUAGAAGCGACCCCACUCUCCCUGGGCUUUUCUGCAGCUGCUGGAGAGAGAGAUACAGAAUGAAUGGACUUCAGGUUUCCGAAGAAAGCAGGCGAAGAAAGGUUGAAAACUAACUCUGCCAGCAACUGCUGUGUUUGGGAUGGUUCUUCGCUUCUCCUUCAUCUCCACCACAAACCCGUCUCUUCCCAGGGCAUCAAGACAUGCGCUCCCCUUGCCCGGCAGGGAAACAGCUGGAAACGGGCUCCCUGAGAAGGGCUGCUCCUUGUUCUCUGGCCAUACGUUGUAAACGAAGCAAUCACGCAGAAUAGCAGAAUAUCGUGUGGUGAGCAAGUGUAAAAUGCAUAGGCUGUGAUUCAACUCUCCACCGGCUGCUGGAAUCCGACUGGCUCUGAAAUUGAGAGGAACUUUUAUUUCCAUUCAGCUGCUGAGUUUUUCCCUUGAUUGGAGUGCAUCUUGGAAUGACGUCUUCGGCGAUACCCAGAGACAGGGGUCUGCACGCCGGACACCGUCACUUCCGGUCCUGCAGCCCUUGGAGUCAGCUCUUUCCCGGCCCUGUGGAGCCACCAUCCAUCAAGGGCAUUUACUACCCCCGCCGGGCCCGGAAGGUGGGCGCGCUGGAUGCCUCCCCGUCGGGGGACCUGAAGAAGGAGAUGCUGGUCAACGUGGGGGGCAGGAGGUACCUCCUUCCCUGGAGCACGCUGGACGAGUUCCCGCUGAGCCGCCUGAGCAAACUCCGCUUCUGCCGGAGCCACGAGGAGAUCGCGCAGCUCUGCGACGAUUACGACGAGGACAACCAGGAGUUCUUCUUCGAUCGGAGCCCCAGCGCUUUCGGGGUGAUCGUGAGCUUCCUGGCGGCCGGCAAGCUGGUCCUCCUCCGGGAGAUGUGCGUGCUGUCCUUCCAGGAGGAGCUGACCUACUGGGGGAUCGAAGAGGCCAACCUGGAGAAGUGCUGCCUGCGGACCCUGCUGCGGAAGCUGGACGAGCGGGCGGAGCUGCGCAGGGAGGAGGCGGUGCAGCGGCAGAGGGAGGCCAGCCGCCCGGCCGUGCGCACGUCCCGCUGGGGCCUCUUCAUGCACCAGCUGCGGGAGAUGGUGGAAAACCCGCAGUCGGGGCUCCCUGGGAAGGUCUUUGCGUGUCUGUCCAUCCUCUUCGUGGCCACCACGGCCGUCAGCCUGUGUGUCAGCACCAUGCCGGACCUGAGGGCGGAGGAGGACAAGGGGGAGUGCUCGCAGAAGUGCUACUACAUUUUCGUCGUGGAGACCAUCUGCGUGGCCUGGUUUUCCCUGGAGUUCUGCCUGCGCUUUGUCCAGGCCCGGGACAAGUGCCAGUUCUUCCAAGGGCCCCUGAACAUCAUCGACAUCCUGGCCAUCUUCCCCUACUACGUGUCCCUCGCCGUGUCCGACGAGCCGCAGGAGGAUGGCGAGAGGCCGGGCGGGAGCUCCUACCUGGAGAAGGUGGGGCUGGCGCUGCGCGUGCUGCGCGCCCUGCGCAUCCUCUAUGUCAUGCGCCUCGCCCGCCACUCGCUAGGGCUGCAGACGCUGGGUCUCACCGUGCGCCGCUGCACGCGCGAGUUCGGCCUGCUCCUCCUCUUCCUCUGCGUGGCCAUCACCCUCUUCUCCCCGCUGGUGUACGUGGCGGAGAAUGAGUCGGGGCGGGUCCUGGAGUUCACCAGCAUCCCCGCCUCCUAUUGGUGGGCCGUCAUCUCCAUGACGACCGUGGGCUACGGAGACAUGGUCCCCAGCAGCGUGCCGGGCCAGAUGGUGGCCCUCAGCAGCAUCCUGAGCGGAAUCCUCAUCAUGGCCUUCCCGGCCACGUCCAUCUUUCACACUUUCUCGCACUCCUACCUGGAGCUCAAGAAGGAGCAGGAGCAGCUGCAGGCUCGCCUCCGCCGCCUGCAAAGCGCCACCGCGGCCAGUGAACACGAACGCCUGAACGACCUCAGCGACCUGAUCCUGGAGCGCCCUGCCUUGCCCAUCGCGUACAUUUAACUCAGAAUCCCCUCUGAAUAUGCCAGAACGUCAACCCGCCGCCCUCGGCUGACGUGAGCUCUCGAAGCUACGAGGGGGCUCGAGGCCAAAGCUGCUUGGCCGGGUGAUUCUUUGACCCUUCUGGCCCCCGCGGUCCCGGCUGACCUUAUCCAUGUCACGUGUCAUCGCCUCUCUCCCUGCUCCUCAUGGAGCACAUCCACGUUGGCUGGGUUAGGUCUGUCUCCCUCUCAUCUCAUUUCCUUCCCAGAAGAGUCUUCAACAUCCCAGGCUGGGUUCCAGAUGCCCACAGAACCGAGCCUUUUUCCUGGACCAGCCCAUCGCCAGGAACUAGAGGGUCCAGUCACGGCAAGCCCUUCUGAUUAGAUCUUCCCUUCCAGUCCUUCGGUGGGUUCCAGCCGGGGUCUCCCGCUGCUCACACCAUGGGUGGCAUUUUCCUAAAACAGCUCUGGAAGC
Molecule: messenger RNA, 2545 nt
Organism: Phacochoerus africanus (Common warthog)
Lineage: Eukaryota; Metazoa; Chordata; Mammalia; Artiodactyla; Suidae
Gene: KCNG4
Product: potassium voltage-gated channel modifier subfamily G member 4
Biological process (GO): potassium ion transmembrane transport; protein homooligomerization
Cellular component (GO): voltage-gated potassium channel complex; membrane
Molecular function (GO): delayed rectifier potassium channel activity
Source: RefSeq, a predicted model, not a curated record